Molecule: messenger RNA, 471 nt
Organism: Penicillium chermesinum
Lineage: Eukaryota; Fungi; Ascomycota; Eurotiomycetes; Eurotiales; Aspergillaceae
Exons: 4
Coding region: 1-471 (156 amino acids)
Source: RefSeq, a predicted model, not a curated record
AUGAGCUCCUCUCGGUGGAAACGGCUGCCCGCCCGAGCCGCACUAACAAUCGGCUCAAUAGUGUCGGGUCUUGUUCCUCUUACCGUCAUCAAGGGUGCUGGCCAUGAGUUCAUCCCCCUGCCCCAGGGAGAAAAUGCCAUUACCGCGGACUUUCAUUUUAUUCGGACCCAGACCGAGUCUCCGGCCCAUAUCACCUCGGGAUUCUACAAGAUUGAGAGCGGACCGGAGCGACCCGCCCACUACAAUUUCGAAGAGACCAAAUACGUGCUGAACGGCCAAAUCGAUGUUCUGGACGAAGCGACCGGAUUUACACAUCAUCUGGUCCCCGGAGACUUUGCCUUCUUUCACGUCGGUAGCAAGGUGAAGUUCUCGACCAAGUCCCACGGUUUGGCGUUCUAUGCUGUCACCCGCCCCAUUCGAAACCCGCACCCCAACCUCCAGGGACGCGAAGAGAAGAAGUCAAGACUAUGA